GGCCUCGUCCCCAUGGCAACGGGGGCGGGGCCUCGGGGGCCGCCGGGAGCCGCCGUGCGGGCACCCCACAGGCCGCCCCGGGGGGGUCCCUAGUGCCACCCCAGCCCCUCGGUCCCCCCAGGGCCUCCCCGCAGGGAUGGAGGGGCGCGGGGAGGAGGCACCCGAGCCGGAGGUGUCGGAGCCAUCGGAGGAGGAGGAGGAGCAGGAGGAGGCGGAGGAUGAAGGCUCCGGGGUGCGGGUGACGCCGGCGCUGCUGAAGGCGGCCACGGGCGAGUUCUCUCUGGAGUCCAUCCUGCUGCUGCGGCUGCGGGGCCGCGGCAUCGCCCACCUGGGCUGCCUGGCCGACUGCUCCAACCUCGAGUGGCUGGACCUGUCCGGCAACGCCAUCGCGGGGCUGGCGCCGCUGGCCGCGCUGCGCGCCCUGGCCGUGCUCAACCUGGCCGCCAACCGCGUGGCCAGCGUGGAGCCGCUGCGGGGCUGCCGCAGCCUGCGCCAGCUCAACCUGGCCGGCAACCGCCUGCGCAGCCUGCGCCAGCUGCGCUGCCUGCAGGGCCUGCGGCACCUGGAGAGCCUGCGCCUGCGGGACCCGCGCGGCAACCUGGGCAACCCGCUCUGCGCCGCGCCCGCCUACCGCGCCGCGCUGGCCGCCAUGCUGCCCGGCCUCAAGGCCAUCGACGGGCAGCGCGUGGCCGGCCGCGGCAGCGAGCUCUUCCGCCUGUGCCGUGAGCUGGACGCCGCGCUGGACGCCGAGGCCGCGCCGGCCGCGCCCGCCGAGCCGCCGCAGCCGUGGGUGCAGGCCGGCUUCUGGGAGCCGCGGCCGGCGCGGCGCAGCGCCGUGCUGGAGGAGGCCACGCGGCAGCUGGGCCAGGCCCUGCGCGAGUGCCGCGAGCUCGGCCGCCGCGCCGACGACUCCAUCGCACAGGCCCAGCGCGCGCUCGGCCGCCGCCACCACGGCAACUUCGGCUUCUGAGCGCGCCGGAGCUGCCGGAGACCGCGGCACGGCCGGGACCUGCACUGUCUGAGCUGUGGGACCCCAAAGAUGGGACCAGAGAAACCCCACAGCCCAAAGCCACCAUCAUCUGAGCCACCCCCAAAACGGGGCCAGGAGAACCCCCAGAGCCACGACAGCCUGAGCUGUGGGACCCCGAGACCAGGGCGGGGAUACCCCCAGAGGCAUCACGAGUGCAGCUCCUUCAUCUGAACUGCGAGACCCCAAAACCAGGUCUAGGAGACCGUCAGUGCCACCCCUGCCCAACUUUGUUUUCUUAGCCAUAGGACCCCAAAAGUGGAUCCAGGAAAGCCCCCAGAGCUCACACUGUCACCUUGAGACCCCCAGAGCCACCACAAGCCUGUCUCCAUCUUCUGAGCUGUGAGACCCCCACUCUGGAGAUAGGGUACCCCCAGACCCACCACAGCCCAUUCCAGGACUAUGGGAUCCCCCAGUGCCUCCACAGCCCGGCACAGAGAACAUCAGAGGGGCCGUGGGGAGCCCAGCCUCGGCUGUGGGACACCUUGGGGACAGGGGACAUUGUGGCAAUGUGCAUUAAACAUGUCCAACCCU
This is a messenger RNA of Prinia subflava (tawny-flanked prinia), 1561 nucleotides long. Its product is annotated as leucine-rich repeat-containing protein 61-like. The record is from RefSeq and is a predicted model, not a curated record. Gene Ontology annotation, molecular function: protein binding. Lineage: Eukaryota; Metazoa; Chordata; Aves; Passeriformes; Cisticolidae. The transcript has 2 exons. The coding region runs from base 137 to 970 and encodes 277 amino acids.